UCUAUGUUAACACUUAAAUAAUUGAAAAGACUAAAAAUUUCUAAAUAUAAGUAUAUAUAUAUAUUGUGGUGAAACGGAAGUGAACAUAAAAAGAAAUUAAGUAAUUGUUUCAAAAGAAAAGGAAUACUUAUACGUAAAGAUUACAUUUAAAAUUGUGCAAAUUCGAAACUAUGUCCAAGAAUCCUCAGUGGAAAACGUUCCAGCCGCCAAUCAUGAACUCUGACCCUGCAAUACUUGAUUAUAAGUCUAUGGCUAUACCGAGUCCCAAAGUUAUCACGGGAUCGCAUCAAUCAGCAACUCAUAUCUACCGAAAUGGUACCAACUACAGCGGUGAUCAUUAUAUGACGGAUUCACCUCCGGGAAGUGGAAAGAAUAAUAUACACUAUGCAGGUUACACCAAUACUGAGCCAUCACGUAAUGAAGUCACCAGAUUUCCUUUUGGAACAUUUACUGAAAUGGAAGGAAAUCCUGGUUACACAAAAGAACCAUUAACAAAUAAUUCCACUUAUCAGGAUCAGUCUGCUAACCAAGGGACACGAGAAACUGGAAUAAUUGAAAAAUUAUUACAUUCUUAUGGAUUUAUACAGUGCUGUGAAAGACAAGCAAGGCUGUUCUUUCAUUUUAGCCAAUUUAGUGGUAACAUAGAGCACUUAAAAAUUGGAGAUCCAGUUGAAUUUGAAAUGACUUAUGACCGACGAACAGGGAAGCCAAUUGCUAGUACAGUUAGUAAGAUAUCUCCGGAGGUGGUGCUAAGCGAAGAACGAGUUACAGGAAACGUUACUACAGAAUUACACGCGAGUGGUGAUUCACAAGGGCGUAUCAGUUACGAAAACAGAGGAGAAUGUUUUUUUUUGCCAUAUACAAAGGAUGAUGUUGAAGGAAAUGUUACUUUGCGUACUGGUGAUAAAGUGUCAUUUCAAAUUGCUACUAAUCAACGUGGAAAUCUGGGUGCAUGUCAUGUAAGAUUGGAAAAUCCAGCACAUCCAAUUCGCUAUCGUGGAGUAGUAUGCUCAAUGAAGGAAAAUUUUGGGUUUAUUGAACGUGCUGAUGUGGUUAAAGAGAUUUUCUUCCACUUUAGCGAAACUAAAUCUAUGAAAGAAGAACUUCGACUAGGUGACGAUGUUGAAUUUAUAAUACAAACACGAAAUGGCAAAGAGGUAGCUUGUAACAUUACCAAAUUACCACCUGGGUCUGUAGUAUUUGAAGAAGUCUGCAAUGAAAUAGUAAAAGGGCAGGUAUUAAAACCUCUAGAAAGGGGUAAUGCGGCUCGUCAUCAAAGUGAUCCAUUACCUGGAAGAAUUCGUUAUAGAGAUUCAGAUCAUUUUGAAGUCGAAAUUCCUUUUGGUGACAAAGAUCAGAAAGGAGAUUUUACUCUCAGACAUGGGGACUGGGUCCAAUUUCGCAUUGCUACAGAUACUAGAGAUCAACUCAAAAGAGCUACUGAAAUAUUGUUGUUACCUGAAUCUUUUAAUGUGUCUGGUGAGAGACGAGAACAAGGCCUUAUUGCUGCACUCAAAGAUGGAUUUGGUUUCAUUCGUUGUGUAGAUCGCGACACGCGUCUAUUCUUUCAUUUCAACGAAGUUCUUGAUGUUGAUAGAGAAAUUAGUGUUGGAGAUGAAGUUGAAUUUACAGUUAUUCAAGAUCCAUCUUCAUCAUUUUCGAAUAAUCGACAAAGUGCGAUUAGGUUGAAACAUUUACCAGCUGGUACGGUUCAGUUUGAAACAAUCAUAGACAAAGAUUUACCAGGUACUAUUGUUCAAGGCGUAAAUGGCUUGGUGCCUGGUCUCAUUGGAUACAUGAAAGAGAAUCAACAAAAGAGUGUUAUUUACUUUAGCAAAGAUUGCGAUCCAAAAAAUAUUCCAAAGUUAGGUGACAAGGUUCAAUUUAGUAUUUGUCAAGUGAAACGAAAUAAAGAACUUGUUGCUGUUGACAUAUCUCUAGUGAAUUCUUCUGGUGAAAAAACUCAGAAUGGCACCAAAAAGUUGAACAGUCAAGUUUGUCAGGGCUUCAUUGCUGCUCUGAAAGAUGGAUUUGGUUUUAUUGAGACUGUAAAUCAUGAUAAAGAAAUAUUUUUUCACUUCAGCAAUUUCGAAGGAGAUGUUAGUACUUUGGAAGUAGGAGCGGAUAUUGAGUGUACAAUCACUUCCGGAAAUGGUAGAGGUAACGGUGGUUGUGUUGCAGCGGAUUACGUUAAAUUGGUACCUCGUGGAAGCAUUCCUAGGCCGACACCAGUUAGCGAAGUGCUUGAUGGAACGGUAGUACGACCAUUACGAAGUGCAAAUCCUGAUCAGGCAGAGUACGCCGGUUUGAUAAAGAUAAAUGUUACUACUGAAGAUGAAGAUACCCCAGAAUACGAGUUUAGAAUUAUGGGACUGGUCAAUAAACGCGAGCUGUUACAAGCUGGUGACCCUGUACAGUUACAGGUGGACUCUGCAGGUCAUGCUUGUAAUAUUGUAGCAGUUAGGAAAAAAAGAAGAGCAACGGUGGAUGCAGUAAAAGGUCCUUUUGGUUUUCUUUCGUAUGAGGUUGAUGAGGGUAAGAAAUUGUUCUUCCACAUGAGCGAAGUUCGAGACCACGCAACACUUCAGCCAGGAGACCCGGUUGAAUAUGUUUUGAUCACGAAUCAACGUACCGGUAAAUCGUCUGCAUGCAAUGUAACACGAAUAAGCGAUUCAGUCCAACAACGGCCCGAACGUUUGAUCAGUCGAUUACGUACUACAUCUAUGGAAGACACAGGUCCUAAAUUAACAGUUGUUAGACAACCAAAGGGGCCAGACGGCACGCGUGGAUUUAGUCAGGAAAGAACCCAGCAUACCCCUGGUGCCAUCCAAGAGUAAUGUCGUAUCGAAACGGUUAAUGCUUAUCCAAAUUGUAAUCUACAUUACUUGUUUUUAGUCUAUACACUUCGGUACCGAGAUUAUUAUUAUUAUAAGCAUGAUCGUAAACAUUUGCCAAAUUGAGACUAAUGUGACAACAAUAAUAAUAUUGAUAAUAAUCGAUUGGAUUAUGAUCUUGUUGAGAAAAAGGAGAAUAUAAAAUUAAAAAAACAACGAGUCAUUUUAUCAUCUUAUAAAGUAUGAAAAUAAUUAG
Messenger RNA from Dufourea novaeangliae, 3090 nucleotides. It is a transcript of the gene Unr, whose product is annotated as cold shock domain-containing protein E1. Gene Ontology annotation, molecular function: nucleic acid binding. The record is from RefSeq and is a predicted model, not a curated record. The coding region runs from base 171 to 2837 and encodes 888 amino acids. The transcript is spliced from 10 exons. NCBI's taxonomy places the organism in Eukaryota, Metazoa, Arthropoda, Insecta, Hymenoptera, Halictidae.